Molecule: messenger RNA, 2622 nt
Organism: Erpetoichthys calabaricus (reedfish)
Lineage: Eukaryota; Metazoa; Chordata; Cladistia; Polypteriformes; Polypteridae
Product: TBC1 domain family member 15
Exons: 10
Coding region: 417-1853 (478 amino acids)
Biological process (GO): activation of GTPase activity
Molecular function (GO): GTPase activator activity
Source: RefSeq, a predicted model, not a curated record
CUGCGCAUUUGAGUUGUUGUAUAUUUUACCCCCUGGCAUGACGGGCGUUCCCUCCCUCCCUCGCCGGGCUUAUCGCACUUCAAACAAUCCACAUCCGGCACGAUGAGCCCGGACAAGCUAGCGAGCGGGUGGCUGUUUUUAGGACGUGUUUAGGAAAAGACUUACUUGGCAGAGGCUUCUCCGGGUCAUUGUUCUCCGGCCUCACGCCGCCUCGGGCGAGCGAAUGAACUAGCUGCCAGUGAGGCGCAAGUGUGUCCAAGGCGAAAGGCGGCCACAAAGGCGCGAGUACCGAAUACGCGGAAACCCAAAACCCGCGUGGGAUUGAGAUGCGGAGCGCCCGUCCACAGCUGGUUAAGAGUGGCCAGCCGACGAUUGGUUACGCGGAGCACGCCAGGCAGUAGGCGAAGCUGGUCGGCAUGGAAAACACCAGCCAGGCAGAAGCGCCCACUCGCGACAGCGGACCAGCGGAGAUGAGCGAUGAAGGGGACGACUCCGCCGCCGGCUUCACGUUGUACCGAAGUCACUUCUCGCCUGAGCCGCAGCACACUCAUGAACGAGCAGCGAGCUUGAGCGCAUCUCUGGACGGGCCAGCGCGGGCGCUGGAUGGCAGCUGUGGACUGCGAGGGUUCACGGAUUCCGAGGGGCGAGUGGACGAGUCUCGGCUUCGGACACUCAUUUUUAAGCAAGGUGGAGUAGACCCAAGUGUUCGCACAUUUGUGUGGAAGUUCCUUUUUGGCAUGUACCCCUGCAGCUCAACAGCUUUGCAGCGAACUAUUCUGGAGGAGGAACUAAGGAUCCGUUAUCAGUUGAUGAAGAAAAAAUGGCAAAGCCUGCUUCCCACAGCUAGGAGAAUUCGAAUUAAUGGCACUGACGAUGAACUGAUCGCUGCCUUGAAGUACUAUGAAGAAAAGAGCAGUAAAACUCUAUGUAAUUCAACAAAUGACGAUGAAGAUAUGAAGGAAAGAACUGCAUUUUUGGAACUACAAGCACAGGUCCUGAUUGACAAGACACAUUUCAUUGUUGAAAACCUACAAGAGGCAAUCCGGAUUAUAGAUAAAGAUGUUCCAAGGACUGAACGGGACCUUCCAUACUUUGUGGGAGAAGGUUCAGCCAAUCUACUGGUUUUGAGGGAUAUUCUCAUCACAUUUGCAGCAUUUCACCCAGAUGUCAGUUAUGCACAAGGCAUGAAUGAUCUCUGCAGCAGGUUUCUAGAAGUUCUGGAUUCUGAAGUGGAUGCAUAUUGGUGUUUUGCUUCCUAUAUGGAGAAGUUCUCCAGCGACUUUAAAGCAGAUGGAAUGUGCCGUAAGAUUGAGCUUGAGGCACAACUGCUUAAAGAACUUGACCCAUUGCUUUAUGCCCAUCUGGUAAGAGAUGAGCUGGACAGUCUGGCGUUUUGCCACAGGUGGUUACUUCUGGGUUUCCAGCGUGAAUUCAGUCAUAGCGAUGCACUCUGUCUUUUUGAGGUUUUGAGCACAAAUCAUUUAGAACUGAACUCUCUGGAAGGAGAGCUGGCUAGAGACCGAGAGCGACUAUACCACAUCGAACGAGAAGCAGGUGAAGUGAGACCAGAAUUGCCUUCUAUCAACCUGGGAUUCACUUUUGACCUAUUUGUCUGUGCUGCUAUUCUCCUUGAAAACCGCGAGAGACUGUUGAGUUGUCAAAGUGAGACAGAAUUGAUCCAGUUUACAAACAGUCUGAAAGGCAAACUAGACUUGAAGAAAACACUCCAUAAAGCAGAGGAACAUUUCUUUAACUACUGCCGCAAAUCAGUAUUGGAUUAUUUUAAUCAGCUCAGCCUGGAGUCUCCAAGCAGAGAACCUUUUGGAUUUCAACUUUGGAGCCUUUUCUCUUGAGCGAUUGAUGACUGUGUGGCCAUAACUAUGUUGGUGGCUAUUUUAAUAGCAAUCUUAUUCAAGACAACUUCUGCAGUGCAGAGGAAUCAGUGUUUGUUGGCAACAUGAGGGGACUUUUAUAAAACUACAAGCUGCAUACUUGAUUCAGUUUGUUUUAUCUAUCAUGGAAAUAAAUGGAUCUGUGAAGGGUAAAUAAUAAAAGUCAAGAAGAUGUAAAUUUUAAAACAGUAUCAAGAAAGUAUGACAUUUUAACAAUUCAAGAAUAAGAUGCUUUUCAAACAAACCUUUGUGAAUUAAAUUUUAAUAUUUUGAACAUUACUUAUAAUUAUGUCAAUCUUCAGUGUUAUAUUUUUAUUGUUCUCUUUGGCUGGCAUAUCAUCAGUCACCAGGUAAGAAAUGUGCAUCCGGUGAUGCACAACAUUUAUUAAUUUGAAGGAAAGCAAAUAUUUGAUUAAAUGGGAAUUUAUUUUCAUUCUGAAUUUGUUUACCUGAGGAAGACUGAUCAUUAGUUACCAUUACUUUAGGAUAGAGCAUAUCCGAGCUCAGUCAUGAACAAUGGGCUCACAGGCAAUGUCCUCCUCUUCCUCUUCAUCAUCUCAUUUAUGCUAUGGUGGUUGGAUCAGUUCACUGUCUAUUCUUACCCACAUGUAUCAGCCUUUGUAGCUCUGAAGUGGUUUUAUUUUGCCUUGGCUUUAAGUGAUCUCACUCUGUAUCUAAGGUCUAAGUAUUUCCCACUCAUGACCGGUAGAAGCUGUCUAUUCAGAUGUAG